Mandrillus leucophaeus (drill) is the source of this 488-nucleotide messenger RNA. Its product is annotated as low-density lipoprotein receptor class A domain-containing protein 3-like. Lineage: Eukaryota; Metazoa; Chordata; Mammalia; Primates; Cercopithecidae. Gene Ontology annotation, molecular function: protein binding. The transcript has 3 exons. Gene Ontology annotation, cellular component: plasma membrane. The annotation marks the transcript as partial. Gene Ontology annotation, biological process: receptor-mediated endocytosis. The record is from RefSeq and is a predicted model, not a curated record.
UUCUUCUCUUUCUACCUUUAAAAGCAAAGGCUGUAACAUCAUAGUUUUGUCUUCAAAGCCAUCAGCAAAUAUUAGUCAUGUUUCAUCAAGGUGUGUCCUGGAGAGACAGAAAACCCACAUGACUCUCUUUAUCCAUUUCUUCUUACUGCAUGAGAGCCAGCUGCUCCCCGGGAACAACUUUACCAACGAGUGCAACAUACCAGGCAACUUCAUGUGCAGCAAUGGACGGUGCAUCCCGGGCGCCUGGCAGUGUGACGGGCUGCCUGACUGCUUCGACAAGAGUGAUGAGAAGGAGUGCCCCAAGGCUAAGUCAAAAUGCGGCCCGACCUUCUUCCCCUGCGCCAGCGGCAUCCACUGCAUCAUUGGUCGCUUCCGGUGCAAUGGGUUUGAGGACUGUCCCGAUGGCAGCGAUGAAGAGAACUGCAGUAAGUGCUGUGCACUUGGACGCUGUGAUCCCUUGUUCUUUCCCGCCAGCCAAACUUGUCCAC